Triticum dicoccoides is the source of this 3692-nucleotide messenger RNA. Its product is annotated as ETO1-like protein 1. The record is from RefSeq and is a predicted model, not a curated record. Lineage: Eukaryota; Viridiplantae; Streptophyta; Magnoliopsida; Poales; Poaceae. Gene Ontology annotation, molecular function: protein binding. Bases 586 to 3252 code for a protein of 888 amino acids. Gene Ontology annotation, biological process: negative regulation of ethylene-activated signaling pathway. The transcript has 5 exons.
UCCCCCGCUGCCGGUUCGACUCGAUCCGGCCGGCCCCGACCCGCCGGAGAUCGAGGAGGGCUCGCCUGAGGCCCAGCAGGCCCCGCGGCGACCGGGGUCCCCGGCAAUUCCGCCGCCAAGGAGGUGCGGAGGCGCAUCCCCGCGCCCGCCCGCGCUCCCUCCCUCCCUCCCUCCCGCUCCGCUCCAGGGAAGGGAAAGCGCGCAUCUUGGAAGGACGAUUUGUCCGUUCGUCGUCGUCCCCCAGCUGGUGCGGUGGGUCGGCUCGCUUGCUCAGCUCACCUCAGCUCACGGGGCCGGAUUUGGUCUGGCGGUGCGGGUGCGGUUGGGGUGCGAAUUAAAAAAGGGCGAGGAGAGGGGGAGUGGUUAGUUCUUCCCUUGGCCGCUUGCAGCGGGGGCGCUAGCUGCUUCGUUGGCUCGCUCGUGCCAUUAAAGGCGUCCCCUUCCUCCCUCCGCCCCCCUCCCUCUCCCCCCGUCCCCCGGUGGUUGGGUUCUCGGAAGAUCUGCGGCGGUUCUUGCCAGGGGUUUGGGCAGAUUCGGAGGAAGAAGACGGGGGCCGGCUCUGAUUCGCCGUGGUAUUUAUGUGCCAUGAGGAAGCUCUUCUUCUCCGAGUUGACCUCCUGCAAGGAGACCAAGCUCCAGUCCGCCACCCACUCAUGGCUGCCCAUGGACAAAGGGAAGCUCUCCAAGUUCACUGGCCACUCCAGCUCCUCCUCCUCGAUAGAAUCUCUGAUGAAAAUGCCGGAGCCGCCGGUCCUCCCGCACUUCAAGCCCGCUGACUACGUCGACAUACUGGCCCAGAUUCACGAGGAGCUGGAGUACUGCCCUCCCGAUGAGAAGUCGUGCCUGUACCUGCUCCAGUUCCAGGUUUUCCGCGGGCUGGGUGAGGCCAAGCUGUCGCGAAGGAGCCUCCAGGCUGCCUGGGAGAAGGCGAGCACGAUACACGAGAAGCUCAUAUUUGGGGCAUGGCUCAAGUACGAGAAGAGAGGAGAGGAGCCGAUAUUGGACCUUCUUGGCUCGUGCGGCAAGUGCUCUCAAGAGUUCAAGCUGCUGGAUUUCGUCUCGCAGAUCUCCGCCGAGUCGCAUGGGAUAAGCUAUGACGAUGAAUCUGAUGAGUUCCAGGGCUCCCCUGUGGUUCAUUUCCGGAUAAGGGAUGACAUGAUUGCAUGCGAUAGGCGGAAGCUGGCGGCCUUGUCAACUCCACUGUAUGCGAUGCUUAACGGUGGGUUUAAGGAGUCGCAUCUUGAAGUCAUUGACAUGUCUCGGAAUGGCAUCUCGCCUAUUGGUAUGCGGGCCAUCAGUAAAUUCAGCCUAUCAGGAAGACUACCGUAUUUGUCAGCAGAAUCUAUUUUGGAGAUGCUUGAUUUUGCUAACAAAUUCUGCUGCAAGGGCCUCAAGGAUGCUUGCGAGCAAAAACUUGCUUCUUUUGUUUCUUCCAGGCAAGAUGCCAUAGAUUACAUGGAGUGUGCUAUUGAGCUGGGCUGUUCCAUACUUGCCGCGUCAUGCUUGCAGGUGCUCCUGAAUGAGCUUCCAGAAUGCUUGAAUGAUGAGCAAGUGGUUAGGAUAUUCUCCUCCGCGAAUAAGCAGCAGAGAUCCACUAUGGCUGGCAAUGCAUCUUUCUCCCUAUAUUGCCUUCUUGGUGAAGUCUCCAUGAGCAUCAGUGCAACAUCAGAUGUCACUGUAAGCUUCUUGGAGAAGCUGGUUGACUCAGCAUCAGAUUCUAGACAGAAGCAGUUGGCCUUGCAUCAAUUGGCUUGCGUGAGGCUGCUAAGGAAAGAUCAUGCUGAGGCUGAGCGCCUGUUCAAUGCCGCCUUUACCGCUGGUCAUGUCUACUCGGUAGUGGGCUUGGCUAGAUUGGCCUCUCUGAGGAGUAAUAAACAUUAUUCUCUCAACUUGCUUGACUCUGUCAUGUCAUCUCGGUGGCCUCUUGGGUGGAUGUAUCAAGAGAGAGCCCUAUAUCUGGACGGUGACAGCAAGUUGGAGAAUCUCAAUAAGGCUACUGAACUGGAUCCUACCCUUACAUACCCCUAUAUGUUUCGAGCUGCAUCAUUGAUGAAAAGGCAAAGUGUUGAAGCUGCCCUGAUGGAGAUUAACCGGAUCCUGGGGUUCAAGCUGGUCCUGGAAUGCUUAGAGCUAAGGUUCUGUUGCUACCUUGCUCUAGAGGACUACAGAGCUGCCUUAUGCGAUGUACAGGCAAUCCUCACGCUUGCUCCAGAUUAUCGUAUGAUUGGUGGUCGGGUGGCUGCGAAGCAGCUGCGUACGCUUGUAAUGGAGAAUGUAGAGCAAUGGACGACUGCUGAUUGCUGGAUGCAGCUUUAUGAUCGGUGGUCCUCUGUGGAUGAUAUUGGAUCCCUCUCGGUCAUAUAUCAAAUGCUGGAGUCAGAUGCUGCUAAGGGAGUACUGUACUUCAGACAAUCUUUGCUGCUUCUCAGAUUAAAUUGUCCCGAGGCUGCAAUGCGCAGCUUGCAGCUUGCUCGUGAGCAUGCGGCAAGCCAACAUGAACGACUUGUUUACGAAGGAUGGAUACUGUAUGAUACUGGCCACUGCGAGGAAGGAUUACAGAAAGCGGAAGCAUCGAUUGCCAUACAGAGAUCAUUUGAGGCCUUCUUUCUAAAAGCUUAUGCUUUAGCUGAUUCGAGUCUUGAGGCGUCAACCUCAGCAACAGUCGUAUCGCUUCUUGAAGAUGCAUUACGGUGUCCCUCAGAUAGACUUAGGAAGGGCCAGGCUUUGAAUAACCUUGGGAGUGUUUAUGUGGAUUGCGGGAAUCUGGACUUGGCAGCUGAAUGCUACAUUAACGCUUUAAAGAUUGGCCACACGAGAGCUCAUCAAGGCCUUGCCAGGGUUCAUUUCCUUAGGAAUAACAGGACCGGUGCAUUCGAGGAAAUGACCAAGCUGAUAGAGAAGGCCAGGAGCAAUGCAUCAGCGUACGAGAAGAGGUCUGAGUAUUGUGACCGGGAUCUAACUAAAGCUGAUCUGCAGAUGGUCACCAAACUUGACCCCCUCCGGGUCUACCCCUACAGAUACCGUGCUGCUGUUCUGAUGGACAACCACAAGGAGAAAGAUGCCAUCUCAGAGCUGACUAAGGCAAUUGCCUUUAAGGCGGACCUGAACCUGCUCCAUCUGCGUGCGGCCUUCCACGAGCACGUGGGUGACAUCUCAGGCGCCCUCCGGGACUGCCGCGCAGCACUUUCCGUGGACCCCAACCACCAGGAAAUGCUCGAGCUUCAUCAUCGGGUGAACAGCCAAGAACCCUGAGCCCGUUGUUGUACAUACAGGAGGGGCUCCCAUAGCGAAAACCCAUACCAGUGUAUGUUCUGUACCAUACACAGCAAGCAGUAAUUUUUAGUUUUGAUGGUAUCUAGUGCGGCUGUAAGGAUUGUGAUCAUCAAACCGACUAAAAUUAAGCCACGUGCUAUAUGGAAAAUAUUACAUUCCACUUGUGUCACUUGGCUAACACUAACUGGGCAAUAGGCUUCAGCAUGCAACAAUAUGCAUUGAACCGAAGGCCUGGCUGUUGUGUCCAUCAGUUUUUGCACUGCUGUAAAAUCCACUUCUUUUGUGUUAGUACUUAGUAGUGAAUCUGCUGCAACAUGCAGUUUGAUUUGUCCAUUGUGCUACCAGUUUCAUGUUUUGUAAACUGCUAAAUAACACUAUUAGUUGAUCCUCAGUCUCCAGAUGUAAAGAUAGUUCAAGUA